GAACUGCACCUUCCGCAAGUUCGCGGCCCUGGAGGGCCGGCACACCAGUGCCCUGGCCUUCCGCCUGAACAACGCCUGGCAGAGCUGCCCCCACAACAACGUGUCCCACGUCACCUUCGAGGACGUCCCGAUCACCUCCAGAGUGUUCUUCGGGGAGCCCGGGCCCUGGUUCAACCAGCUGGACAUGGACGGCGACAAGACGUCAGUGUUCCACGACGUGGACGGCUCCGUGUCCGAGUACCCCGGCUCCUACCUCACCAAGGCCGACAACUGGCUGCUGCGGCACCCCGACUGCAUCGACGUCCCCGACUGGCGUGGGGCCAUCUGCAGCGGGAACUACGCACAGAUGUACAUCCAGGCCUACAGGACCAGCAACCUGCGCAUGAAGAUCGUCAAGAACGACUUCCCGGGGCGCCCCCUGCACCUGGAGGGCGCGCUGACCAGGAGCACCCACUACCAGCAGUACCAGCCGGUCGUCACGCUGCGCAAGGGCUACACCAUCCACUGGGACCGCAUGGCGCCGGCCGAGCUCGCCAUCUGGCUCAUCAACUUCAACAAGGGCGACUGGAUCCGCGUGGGGCUCUGCUACCCCCGGGGCACCACCUUCUCCAUCCUCUCGGACGUGCACAACCGCCUGCUGAAGCAGACGUCCAAGACCGGCACCUUCGUGCGGACCCUGCAGAUGGACAAGCUGGAGCAGAGCGUGCCCGGCCGCAGCCACUACUACUGGGACGAGGCCUCGGGGCUGCUGUUCCUGAAGCUGACGGCCCAGAACGAGAGGGAGAAGUUUGCCUUCUGCUCGGUGAAGGGCUGCGAGAGGAUCAAGAUCAAGGCUCUGAUCCCCCGGAACGCGGGCGUCAGCGACUGCACGGCCACCGCCUACCCCCGCUUCGCCGAGAGGGCCACGGUGGACGUGCCCAUGCCCCGGAAGCUGGUCGGGGCACAGCUGAAAACAAAGGACCACUUCUUGGAGGUGAAGCUGGAAAGUUUCAAGCAGCGAUUCCUGCACCUUCUCAAUGACCUCGCUUACAUCGAGGUGGGCGGCAGGCGGUUCCCCGGCCUGGAGGAGGGCAUCCAGGUGGUGGUGAUCGACGGCAGCCACGGGCGCGUGCUGAGCCAUGCCAGCUUCCGGAACGCUGUUCUGCAGGGCAUCCCCUGGCAGCUCUUCAACCACGUGGCGGCCAUCCCCGACAGCUCCAUCGUCCUCGUGGCGUCCAAGGGAAGGUACAUCUCCAGAGGCCCGUGGACGCGCGUGCUGGAGAAGCUCGGGGCGGACAAGGGGCUCAAGUUGAAAGACAAAAUGGUCUUCGUUGGCUUCAAAGGCAGCUUCCGGCCCACCUGGGUGACCCUGGCCACCGAGGACCACCAGGCCAAAAUCUUCCAGGUGGUGCCCAUCCCCGUGGUGAGGAAGAAGAGGCUGUGAGGAGCGUGACGGCGGACUCCUGGCAGCGGACCCGGGGGCGGGGGGCGAGGGGCUGGCUCCCCAGUCCCCGCCCAGCGGCUGCCGGGAAAGGCCAAGCAUCCAGCCAGGCUGAGGGAAGGACGCCGAAACCCCGGGGCCUCCGCCCACCCCACUCGUGUCUCCUGCAGCCCCGGGCAGCCCGGCCGAUGCGGACACCUCAUCUUCCCUGCAGCUCUUGGGUGCUUCUCUCCCAUCCGUGCCUCUCGGGGGAGGGAGGGUUAGGGACCAUGCUCGGAAGCCUCGGGGGCUGGCAGCAGGGAUGUGGGCUGGGGCGCUGGGUCCCUCCCAAGCCCCCAUGCUCCCAGCACACGCAUUAGGGGGGAGAUGUAGGCCAAGGAGCCCCGGUUUUAGGGGAACCUCUAUCCUGUAAGCAGCAGCCUCCACGGGGUUAGGAGUGGAGCCGGGCCAGCUGCGCUUGAAGAGGUGAGGCUGCCCCUGGGGGUCCACCUUUCAGGGGAAUCCAGGUCCCAGGUUGAGAUCAGACUGUGUGACUUUUAAAGUCAGAGAUUCCAGGCGUCCGUGGCUCUCCCUGUUGUGCCUGGAACCAGGCGCUGGUGAGAAGAGCCGUGAGGCUGAGGGGGGUGCCUAGGGGAGGGGCAGGCCAGGCAGUCAGGGACACAUGCCCUCAGGGGAACCAGAGUGUAAAAUCGGGACCAAAGCCAGUUCCGAGGAGGGAAAGAUCUUCCCUGCCUGGGUAAGCCGGGAAGACUUCCUGGAGGCGGCGGCAGCGGGCUUGCAGGAAUGACGGGCUGCGGCGACUCCACUGGUGCUACCCGUUCCACAGCCCAGCAGCCAACGCCGGGCCCCCGGGGCACCCUCUGCCAACCACCUGGGCUCCGGGCUGCUCUGGGGGGGGGGGCCCUGCGGCUCCUGCUGUCCUCUCCCUCCCCCGGCCCACCCGGGGGAAGGCUGAGAGCUCCGUGCAGAGGGGAAUGGCCUGUGGUUACAGCUUGUGCGGCCCCAGGGCACUUGGUCUCGCCGUGAACUGCCUGCCCCCCUCCUUCCCCAACCAGGACCUCUCCCCUCCGAGGGGGCCCGGCUGCACCCAGGAGGCCCCUAGCGGGUCGUGCCCGUCCCAAAGGCCCUCCUCCGGGCGGGGUGUCAGUGACCUCAUGUUCUUCUGUCUCUCGUUCUGUCAGUUCUUCCAACUCUUCGUGCAAGGGUCUCACACUGUGAACCACGUGGGUGGGCUGCGGUCGCCCCGGGCGGCCGGGAACGGCCCGACUUCGGUCCGGUCCAGUCCGGUCCGGAAAGAAUCUAUUUGAGGAUCCUCAGCUGUACGUACGUCCCGCGCCCGCGAGCCAGGCUUCCAAGGAGAACUACACGCAACGACACGCGUGUCCUCUUCCUGUGGCCGAAACAGCUGGCCUUUCGGGAAGGCGCCGGGUAGUGUGUUUUGUAUGUAAACAUUUCUUGUGUGCGUCA
This is a messenger RNA of Myotis davidii, 2887 nucleotides long. RefSeq names its product cell migration-inducing and hyaluronan-binding protein-like. NCBI's taxonomy places the organism in Eukaryota, Metazoa, Chordata, Mammalia, Chiroptera, Vespertilionidae. The transcript is spliced from 9 exons. Bases 185 to 1423 code for a protein of 412 amino acids. The record is from RefSeq and is a predicted model, not a curated record.